This is a messenger RNA of Pelagomonas calceolata, 1507 nucleotides long. NCBI's taxonomy places the organism in Eukaryota, Pelagophyceae, Pelagomonadales, Pelagomonadaceae. The record is from the annotation of a GenBank genome assembly.
CGCAAGCUUCACCAGUGUGUUGCGUGUCCAGGCGCUUCGCCGGUGCGCUGCGCGUCCCGGCGGCAAUGCGUCAGGCAAGCAGGCAGCAGUUCUUCUCUCGCAGGCGGCAAGAGCAAGACGCAGCGUGAGCUGAGAUUGCACCAGCACUCGGGGGCGGCGACAAAGGACGCUUCAGACCGCCUGCUUCGUGCGGUAAGUCCCUCGCCAGCAAGCGCUGAAUCGACGAAGGACAAGUUAGCAAAGUGAGGCUAGCGGGCUGUAAAACACUAGCCCAGAGUAAAAGGAGGCAAAACAGAGGCUAUAAGCCACGCGCAUGCGCAUUGAUACCAGUUAAAGCCAUAUUGAUCUAGCCCUGCGCUGCUCCGCGACAGCUGCACCCCCAGACGCCGUCGCCGUGUGCUGCACACUGCACUGCUCAAGAGGCGCACCGCGGGCCGCAGCCGUGCCACCGGACGCCGCCGCGGCGCAGCCAAGAACAGCGCAAAGACGCAAAGAUGGACGCCCUCGCGGCCGAGAUCGCAAAAAAGCGCAAGCAGGUCGACGGCGCCAAGGGCGGCGACGCGAAGCGCCGCUGGGUCCGCACUGCCGACUUGCAACAGCAGCGGCGCAAGGACAUCGAGGCAUCGGCCGCGCGCAAGCCGGUCGCCAGACCCGUCGUUGUGGAAGAAGUUCAACCGACCACACCGAAAGACGACGACCGUAUUGAAGAGCGCGUCAAAGCGUUAACUAAACUGCCGCAAGGAGACGUGAUCAAGCGCCUGAGGCAACUGGGCCAGCCCGUCACGUUAUUUGGAGAGACUGCUGAUGAGAGAAUACGACGAUUAGCAUUACAUGAUCCGCGGAACGAGGGGGAGGACGACUUCCGGCUGCGAGGGGGGCACGAGAUCAGCGAGGCCAAAGAAACCAAGGAAGAAAAAGAGGAGGAAGAAGAUCUGACAGACGACUUUUCUCGUAUCAGAUCCUGGAUCAAGGCGCGGCUCAAGGCCUGGGAGGCGGCCCUCGAAUCUAGGAGUGAUGCGGACAAGCGCUCCGCGCAGGGCCGGCUCAAAACAAAAACUUAUAAACAAACGAAGGAGUACAUACGACCCCUGACAAGGCUAUGUAAAAGAAAGGGCCUCGAGCCGUCCAUCAAAUCUAGCUUGAUAGAGAUGAUCGCGCACUGCGACGCGGGCGAGUUCGUGAAAGCGAACGACGCGUACAUUCUCGUGGCGAUCGGCAACGCGGCCUGGCCCAUAGGUGUGACCUCGGUAGGUAUCCACACGCGGACCGCCCGAGAAAAGGUCGAGCAGAAGAACGUGGCCCACGUCAUGAACGACGAGGCCCAGCGGAAGUAUCUCACGUCGUUCAAGCGGCUGAUGAAGUUCGAACAAGAUAGAAGGCCCGACGUCGCGCCGUCGAAGAAGGUACUCUAGUAACAACAUUGUGAUUAAUAACUAUCGCGUCUGAUGGUGCGUUCCCGGGUCGCGGCGACGGCGUAGUAGGACACUGCCCCACGAGCACGGCGUCG